Hippoglossus stenolepis (Pacific halibut) is the source of this 4004-nucleotide messenger RNA. RefSeq names its product very low density lipoprotein receptor (gene vldlr). NCBI's taxonomy places the organism in Eukaryota, Metazoa, Chordata, Actinopteri, Pleuronectiformes, Pleuronectidae. The transcript has 20 exons. The coding region runs from base 275 to 2893 and encodes 872 amino acids. The record is from RefSeq and is a predicted model, not a curated record. Gene Ontology annotation, molecular function: calcium ion binding; protein binding.
UCUCUCUUUUACCGGAGGCCGAGCCGCGGCGCGUGGUGGUAGAGGGACAUCAAAGGGAGGCGCGUGCUGCUCGGUCCGGUCCGCACGAGCGCCUCUGGACCGUGUGUGUGUGUGUGGGUGCGUGCGCGUGCAUAUCUCUAUAUAUGUGCGUGUCGUGUGGUUUGCGCGUGAACCGGCUGAUUGAAAGCGCGAGCAGGCCGAGCGCGAGAGGCAGGAACCGACAGGACGCGACCCGCGAGCUCAGCUACAAGCGACCGACCCACCGGGAGGAGACAUGGUCCGGUCCACACCGGGAGGAGACGUGGCCCCGUCCACCCCGGGGAUCCUCCUGCUGCUGCUCCUGUGUCUCCACAGCACCGGCACCGUGCACGGUACGAAGACAGAAUGUGAGGCCAGCCAGUUCCAGUGUGGAAACGGCCGCUGCAUCCCGUCCAUCUGGCAGUGCGACGGAGACGAGGACUGCGCCGACGGCAGCGACGAGAGCUCCUGUGUUAAGAAGACGUGUGCAGAGGUGGACUUUGUGUGUCAGAACGGCCAGUGUGUCCCGAAGAGGUGGCACUGCGACGGGGAGCCGGACUGCGAGGACGGGUCGGACGAGAGUCUAGAAAUCUGCCACAUGAGGACGUGUCGCGUGAACGAGUUCAGCUGCGGAGCCGGAUCCACCCAGUGUAUCCCCGUCUUCUGGAAAUGUGACGGAGAGAAGGACUGUGACAACGGAGAGGAAGAGGUCAACUGUGGUAACAUCACCUGUGCUCCGAACGAGUUCACGUGUGCCAGCGGCCGCUGCAUCUCACGGAACUUUGUGUGUAACGGCGAGGACGACUGCGGCGACGGCUCCGAUGAGGUGGAGUGCGCGCCGUCCUCCUGCGGCCCCAGCGAAUUCCAGUGUGGGAACUCCUCGUGCAUCCCGGCCAGCUGGGUGUGCGACGACGACGUGGACUGCCAGGACCAGUCGGACGAGUCCCCGUCUCGCUGCGGCCGUCACCCGACGCCGCCGGCCAAGUGUUCGUCCAGCGAGAUGCAGUGUCUCACAGGGGAGUGCAUCCACAAGAAGUGGAGGUGCGACGGAGACCCCGACUGCAAGGACGGCAGCGACGAAGCAAACUGUCCUGUACGCACAUGUGGAUUGGAUCAGUUCAAGUGUGAUGAUGGAAACUGCAUCACAGGCAGUCGACAGUGUAACGGAGUCCGAGACUGCGUCGAUGGAUCCGAUGAAGCCAACUGCAAAAACAUGACUCAGUGUAACGGACCGGACAAGUUCAAGUGUCGCAGCGGGGAGUGCAUCGAGAUGAACAAGGUGUGCAACAAGGCCCGAGACUGUCCCGACUGGAGCGACGAGCCCAUCAAGGAAUGCAAUGUAAACGAGUGUCUCAUGAAUAACGGCGGCUGCUCACACAUCUGUAAAGACAUGGUGAUCGGCUUCGAGUGCGACUGCUCGCCUGGACUGCAGCUCAUCGACCACAAGACCUGCGGAGACAUCAACGAGUGUGUGAACCCCGGCAUCUGCAGCCAGAUCUGCAUCAACCUGAAGGGGGGGUACAAGUGUGAAUGCCACAACGGCUACCAGAUGGACCCGACCACCGGAGUGUGCAAGGCCGUUGGGAAGGAGCCCUGCCUCAUCUUCACCAACCGGCGGGACAUCCGGCGCCUGGGUCUGGAGAGGAAGGAGUACACUCAGAUCGUGGAGCAGCAGAGAAACACGGUGGCUCUGGACGCAGACUUCAACCAGCAGACCAUCUUCUGGGCCGACCUCGGCCACAAGGCCAUAUACAGCACCAUGCUGGACAGACGAGGGGACGUCGGCACCCACAUCAAAGUGAUAGACAACGUCCAGACCCCCGUGGGAAUCGCCGUGGACUGGAUCUAUAAGAACCUGUACUGGUCUGAUCUCAGCACCAAAAGCAUCUCGGUUUCCAACUACAACGGAACCAAGCAGAAGGUUCUGUUCAGCCGAGGCCUCAAAGAACCGGCGUCCAUCGCCGUGGAUCCGCUGUCUGGGUUUCUUUACUGGUCUGACUGGGGCGAACCUGCCAAGAUUGAGAAGUCUGGUAUGAACGGCGUGGACAGACAGGUUCUGGUGGCGAACGACAUCCAGUGGCCUAAUGGAAUCACUCUGGAUCUGAUCAAAGGCAGGUUGUACUGGGUCGACUCGAAGCUGCACAUGCUCUGCAGCGUCGACCUGAACGGAGACAACAGGAAGAAGAUACUGCAGUCCUCCGACUACCUGGCGCAUCCCUUCGCUCUCACGGUCUUUGAGGAUCGAGUUUUCUGGACCGACGGUGAAAACGAAGCCAUCUACGGUGCGAACAAGUUCACCGGCUCCGACGUGGUGACGCUGGCCAGCAACCUGAACGACCCCCAGGACAUCAUCGUCUACCACGAGCUCAUCCAGCUGUCGGGUACAAACUGGUGCUCAGAAAGAGGAGAGAACGGCGGCUGUAGCUACAUGUGUCUGCCGGCACCGCAGAUCAACAAGCACUCGCCCAAGUACACCUGCGUGUGUCCGGGGGGGCAGGAGCUGGCUGCUGACGGCCUGCGCUGCCGACCCGACCCUCCUCCUAAAGGUCCCUCAAAGGAUGAUGGGAAAGCUCUGGUGCAGCCGCCGCCAGAAGCCAACGUGAGCACGUCGAUCCAGUUGAACUCCACAGCCAGAGGUUCUGCAGCAGCCUGGGCCAUCCUGCCCGUCUUGCUGCUGGCGAUGGCGGCGGCGGGCGGGUACCUGAUGUGGAGAAACUGGCAGCUGAAGAACCAGAAGAGCAUGAACUUCGACAACCCCGUCUACCUGAAGACCACAGAAGAAGACCUCAACAUCGACAUCACCCGGCACGGCGCCAACGUGGGACACACCUACCCUGCGAUUUCCAUCGUGAGCACAGAAGAUGAUUUGUCCUGAUCGUCUUGUUUUUUUUGUUGUUUUUUUGUUGUUUUUGUUUUUUGCGGCAGCCCGCAACGGUGCAUGGCGCCUCCUUGUUGCCAUGCCGACGGGUGUCUGUAGCAGCCCUUACAGUACGACCACAUGCCUUCUGAAGUGCAUUAAGUCAUCACCUGUGCUGAGGAUGACCGGUGGAAGUGUUACUAAUGUGAAUACAACGAUGAAUCAUGACGGACUUCACUCAGUGCUACGUUAUUUUUUUUUUGUUUGUUCGGAGCUUGGACGACCUCCUGUCUAUUUUUGCCCCCGUGCUCUUACAGGAGUCCGACGCCAUCUUGUCAGCGACAGACGAGAGAGACUCUUUGCCUCUUUAACGAGGAUUUCUGUGUUCGGACUGAACAGCGCGCUGAGCCGCUCGGCAGGACAGGAUCUGAAACCGGAUCCGAGCUCCUCGUACCCGACACGACGUGCGUUCGACGCCGGCGGGCGAGCGGAGGGUCAGGGGGUCGUGCAGGAACGAGGCUUCUCUGGAGAAACCGUCGUCCAAACGUCAUUUCUUGCCUCCUCUGAUCCCACCGGCUCAGAUGUUUGUAUAUUUAUGUUCGAUCAGUAAAUCUAAAAAAUGUACAUGUUUUUUUUUGUUUUGUUUAUUUUUAUUUCUGCUUUUCUACAGUACCUCCUGAAACUCAUUUUUACUAUUAUAUUAUUAUUGUUGUAGAAGCUGUGUACGGAUCACCAUGGUUACAGCAUUUGUAAACACUGUACAUAUGAAUUCAUCCAAUCAGGACUCUUCAAUGCACUUUGAUCAAAUGUUCUCGUGUAAAUAAGAUUGUAUACAUUUGACUUGAAAUCCACUUUUUGCUAAAGUCGGGCAUCGUACCAGGGUCACAGUUACAGAAGAGACGUAUUUAACAAGAAAGAAAAACCUUAAAAAUGACAAAAAAAAAAAUGAAAUCAACACAAUUAGAAUUUGCUAAAACUAUUUUGUAUGUUUGUGCUGUUGCUGUGAAUUUUUUCUAGACUUGUACAGUGAAGGGGAAACGUUAUUAAGAACUUAAGAGCUCUGUAUCUGUGAGGAAACCGAUUUGCAAAUCCCUGCAGAAUAAAGUCUGAUGCACAACGUUGUUCAGAA